GUUCCCCGAGGUCAAACAACCCUGAUGCAGCACUCAAUGAAAUCGAGUUUUUCAUCCCUGUUAUAAAGAAAUUAACUUAUUACAAUUGGGAAGUUGUCUAAUAUGCAUAACAAUAAUCAACUACACAUUACAUUUACUGUAGAGAUAGGUUUUUACAAAUGUGAGAAACAGCAGUUUAUACUGUUGUCUUGUUUUAAACAAGUGUAUUUAUUGCUGACAUAGAGAUUGAAAAAGCCUGCUAAUGCAAAAAUUAAUGCUUCCUUGCUUUUUUUUCAGUCCCUUCAGUUGGAAGAAUGGCCCGUGUCUUCGUUUACGGGACACUGAAGAAAGGCCAGCCAAACUACCCCCACAUGAUAAAUGGGGUUCAUGGGACAUCCCAAUUCCAGGGCAGAGGACUUACAGUGGAGAAAUACCCACUGGUGAUUGCAGGCAAAUACAAUAUCCCUUAUUUGCUGAAUAAUCCAGGAAAGGGGCACCGUGUUUCUGGAGAAAUAUAUUCCGUUGAUGAUCAGAUGUUGCAAUUCCUUGAUGAAUUUGAAGGAUGCCCAACCAUGUAUCAGCGUACUCCAAUGAGAGUUGAGGUACUCGAGUGGGAAAAUAAAAAUAGCACAUCUAAAGAACUAUCAGCAAUUAACAACAUCCUGGAAUGUGAUGUGUACAGCACUACAACUUACCAGCCUGAAUGGAUGCAUCUCCCUUACUAUGAUGACUAUGAUUCUUUUGGGAAGCAUAAUCUUUUGUACGUCUUGAGAGAAAGCAGAGAAUAGAAGUAGAAAAAUCAAACAAUACUUUUAGCUAUGAACACCUACCCAGGUGCAGAAGAACAUCUUUACUAUUUUAUGCUGAAAUGCAGUCCUAAUUUACCUCUUCAGAACAUAAUUGAAUUAAUUUAUAUUAUUAAGUGAACGUCCAACUGAACAAGAUGUUGAAAGAAUGAUCCGAACACCAGCACUCAUUUGCCUUGCUAAGGUUAACAGGGUAAUUUAAAUAUUUCAGUUAUGUUAGACCAGUGUUUUUCAACCUUUUUUGUGCAAAGGCACACUUUUUUCAUGAA
Thamnophis sirtalis is the source of this 1054-nucleotide messenger RNA. Lineage: Eukaryota; Metazoa; Chordata; Lepidosauria; Squamata; Natricidae. The record is from RefSeq and is a predicted model, not a curated record.